ACAUGUUAGAUCGUCACUUAUAACUGUAUCUUCAUCAUCACCAUCAUCAUCAUAUGAGGCAGAGAAAAAAAAUUCAAGUACGGAGUCUCCACAUAUUAAAUGAAAUUUAACAGGCACCUUCCAGUUCUGAUUUGGCAGAUAAAAUUCCGGAAAAAGGCACUCCUCGCUUCUAUUUCCCUUGAGAUCCUGUUGAUAAUGCCUCCCAAGCACGGUUCAACAAAGCGACCUUCAACAAACAACGAGGACUCAAUUGUGUCCCAAAAGCGAUUCAUCGUGAACGAUGUCGACGGGCAACAUGCCAUAAACGUUAAUCAGGAACCAUAUGAAAAAUCCAACAAUGACGCGAUCAAUGAGUCUGCUUCACCUGCCAAUGCCAAACUACGAGCAAAUCUCGUUCAGCAAGGAGAACACGGUAAAGAAUCCAAAGACGCGUCGAAUUCAAAGGUUUUAGUUGCUCGAAACGCAGCACCUCAAAGUUUUACCAGUUGUCACUCUGCGAAACAUGGAACAAAAGUGCAUUGUUCAUCUAUAGACAUUUUUACACGCUUGCCAUACGACGUUGCUUUGCUUAUUAUCGACCUUCUCCAACAGCAUGCAGUUGCCGAAUGCACCAGAGUCUGUUCCGCUUGGCGUGCAUUGGUCCUGGAUUAUUCAAAACCAUGGUGUCACAUUGAAGCUACAUCUUGGGGACGAACACGUGCGCUACCCCCUUAUAAACUGUUACCCUCUGUCAGUCAGCAUGUUCAAGAGAUUCGUCUCCUAUUCUCCAACCAAGCUUUAAACUGCAUCAAACUCCUUCGUACAGAAAACUUUCAUAAUUUGCGAGUACUGCAUAUUCAAGAACGGAAACAGAGUUUAUACUCUGAACUCUGUUCUGCUUUACCAAAUGUCGCAAAUACGUUAACGAUGCUGGACCUUUACAUUGGAAGGGAUGACGACGUUCCAUAUUUGGCUCCUAUACUGUCUAUCUGCCGCAAUCUGACGCGUCUCAAGUUUGAUUCCAGUCAUAAGGACAACUCAAAAGCGUUCUCAACAAUGUUUUCGCUGUCGCAUACUACUCGGCUAACAGAGAUCGAACUAUUAUCGCGUGACUCGGAGAGCAUCCAAGCUGAACGUCUAGAAAGCCUCAUUCAGCACUCACCUCACAUUCAAUGGGUACUCCUCUAUAACUUUACAACCGAUGUCUAUGAAACUGUCCGCCUCCACUGUCCUGGUAUCAAAUAUUUAAUGAUAGCACGCAGUCCGGCAGCGCUGAAGAACCAUUAUUGAAGAAAUAUCAUUCGACAUUGCGUGCACUUGACUUACAAGACUGUAGUAUCUACUUUGAUAAUGACAGACUCAGUGGCCCUU
Molecule: messenger RNA, 1350 nt
Organism: Zychaea mexicana
Lineage: Eukaryota; Fungi; Mucoromycota; Mucoromycetes; Mucorales; Lichtheimiaceae
Exons: 4
Coding region: 100-1269 (389 amino acids)
Molecular function (GO): protein binding
Source: RefSeq, a predicted model, not a curated record